Messenger RNA from Nezara viridula (southern green stink bug), 909 nucleotides. The record is from the annotation of a GenBank genome assembly. Lineage: Eukaryota; Metazoa; Arthropoda; Insecta; Hemiptera; Pentatomidae.
UUAUUUCUGUUCAGUUCAAUGGAGUCGAUAGUGCUAUUUCUUGCAACAGUGACGCUAAUAUGCCUGAUACAAGAAAACCAAUCCAUAGUACAUAAUGACGUAAUAGUGAGAACAGAUAUUUAUGAUAAGAAGCCAGCAUUUUUCAAAAUCCCCAGAUUCAUUUACGAUCAUGCCAGGAUGAAAAACUUUGUCCAGGUUCGUACAGAACGUGGGUUUCGCUACAAAAUGAAACUUUAUUGCUUCCCUAAAGACCCCAGAUUCUGCUUCUUUUUUGAUUACUGUGGGAACGUAGCUGGAGUCCAAAUUUCCAUUCUGAAAGCCGAUGUGAAAAACGUCAAACCAGAAAUAUACAAUUACACAGCAGUUAAAGAUUUCAUACACACAAGUUUUUUUAGAAUACCAGCUUAUUCAGUCAGAGUAUAUUUCACUCAUCCAGAUCGUCUUACGACUUGUCGUCGAAAUACUUCUGAAGUAGACGAAGGCAUUUGGACAUCCAUAGACAGCAAAAUUAUUGAGAUUCCUAGGUGUCAACCCAACGGUCUAAAGGCAGGAACCUUUAAAAUGCAAGGUUGCUAUCCAAGAAAAGGAACAGUAUUCAUAAACAAGUUCGGCAGCCAUGAUUCAUGCAAAGAGGCCUAUAUGCUCUACGCGCUGUAUGACCGAUAUUCUCUAGUUGGAUUCGGAUUCUUCGGAGUCGGCUACGGUACUCCGGGACCCCUCAGAGAUUGGUACACACAUGCUACGGGAAAACCGCUUAAGGAUCUGCUUCCAGCACCACCGCCAUGUUUUGAAGAUCUAAAACAGUUCAACUUCACUUCUAUUCACGUAUUUCUAGUUGACAAUCCGAGGAAAAUAACUUGCCAUGGGUGCAACGGUUAGUCCUGGAUGCGUUUGUAUCUUCCAUUUCAG